This is a messenger RNA of Camellia sinensis, 3193 nucleotides long. RefSeq lists its product as uncharacterized. Gene Ontology annotation, biological process: protein deubiquitination. The record is from RefSeq and is a predicted model, not a curated record. NCBI's taxonomy places the organism in Eukaryota, Viridiplantae, Streptophyta, Magnoliopsida, Ericales, Theaceae. Gene Ontology annotation, molecular function: cysteine-type deubiquitinase activity. Gene Ontology annotation, cellular component: nucleus; cytosol.
CCCAAAUCUACAGUAGUGUUGUGAUUUGAUUUGAACACCAAAUCCCCGUACCCCCAACCCGACGACUUCUUCUAGUCCUCCCAACUCCAACGAACCACCACUACGCCGCCGCCAGCACCUCCUCCCCAAACCUCCCCCCUUUCCCAACACCAUUCUUCAUUCUUGAGAGAGAAAAGAGGAAGAACAAAGAGAGAUAGAGAGAGAGAGAGAGAGGAUGCGAUCCAAUGUUGCUGAUGCCUCGUCGGAAUCAUCACCAUCUUCAUCUUUAUCUUGGGAAGAAGGUCGUUAAUGGCCUUUCAAAUGAGUUGGCAGUGGCAACCGAACCUCCUCCAUCACAAGCGCAAGUCUGGUCCUCCCCUAGGUUUAAAAAACCUGGGCAACUCCUGCUACCUCAACUCCGUCCUCCAGUGCCUCACCUACACCCCUCCCCUCGCCUCUUUCUGCCUCAAUUCCCUCCACUCCUCCUCCUGUGAUUCGGCUUUGGCCGAGAUACGGGAGUGUCCGUUUUGUAUACUAGAGAAGCGAAUUGCCAGAUCUUUGAGUGUUGAUCUAACCCUAGACACCCCUGCCAAGAUGAACAGUUGUUUGAGAAUUUUCGCUGAGCAUUUUCGAUUCGGAAGACAAGAGGACGCUCAUGAAUUCCUCAGAUAUGUUAUUGAUGCUUGCCACAACACCUGUCUCCGCCUCAAGAAGUUGCAGCAGCGGCGGAAGGGCGGCGGCGGCGAGGAUGAGGGUUUCGGCGGUGGUACUGUGGUUAAGGAGAUUUUUGGGGGUGCUUUGCAGAGUCAGGUCAAGUGUUUAAAUUGCGGUGCGGAGUCGAAUAAGGUUGAUGAGAUCAUGGAUAUAAGCCUUGAUGUGUUGCAUAGCACUUCUUUGAAAGAGUCUAUGCAGAAGUUUUUUCAAGCUGAGGUUUUGGAUGGGAACAAUAAAUACAAGUGUGAGAAUUGUAAGAAAUUGGUGACAGCAAGAAAGCAGAUGUCUUUGCUUCAAGCACCUAAUGUCCUUGUAAUCCAACUAAAGAGAUUUGAGGGCGUAUUUGGCGGGAAGAUUGACAAAGCAAUUGCAUUUGAGGAAGUUCUGGUGCUUUCAAGCUACAUGUGCAAAGCAAGCCAGGAUACACAUGUAGAGUAUAAACUUUUUGGUACCAUUGUUCAUUCAGGCUUCUCACCAGAUUCUGGGCACUAUUAUGCAUACAUCAAGGAUGCAAUGGGCCGUUGGUAUUGCUGCAAUGAUUCGUAUGUUAAACUUUCAAAUCUGCAGGAAGUUUUGUCAGAGAAGGUUUAUAUCCUUUUCUUUUCUUGUACUAAACAAAGGACAGGGCCUGCCAACACUGCAUUGGCUUGCAAUGGAGUGAAGUCUCAAGAGUGCAAUGGCAGUGAUACUUCUAAAAGCCAAAAGGUAGGUCAUUCAGGGAAAGCAGUGUAUACAAAACAAUCUGUUGAUCAUUCUUUUGAAAGCGAUAAUUUGACCAGAUGCCGAGGGCCUGGCAACACUGCAUUGAUUUCCAAUGGAGUGAAGUCUCAAGAGUGCAAUGGCAGUGAUGCUGCAAAAGGCCAAAAGAUAGCUCAUUCAGGGAGAGCAGUGUGUGCAAAGCAAUCUGUCGAUCAUUCUUUUGAAAACGAUAAGUUAAGCAGAUGCCCAGGGCCUGCCAACACUGCAUUGGCUUCCAACAGAGUGAAGUUUCAAGAGUGCAAUGGCAGUGAUGUUUCUAAAGGCCAAAAGGUUGCUCAUUCAGAGAAAGCAGUGUAUGCAAAACAAUCUGUCGAUCAUUCUUUUGAAAACAAUAAUUUGACCAGAUGCCCAGGGCCUGCCAACACUGCAUUGCCUUCCGAUGGAGUGAAGUCCGAGUGCAAUGGCAGUGAUGCUUCUAAAGGCCAAAAGGUAUCUCAUUCAGAGAAGGAAGUGCAUACAAAACAAUCUGUCAAUCAUUUUUUUGAAAACGAUAAUUUGACCAGAUCUGAGGACAAUAAAGUGCCUUUUAGUGGAGAGGCCAACUUAAGUAGCUUUGGAAAAUCUGGUGCCAAAAGGUUUCCUGCAAGUGGAAAUAAUGGGGAGAAGGGGGAGAAGAAUAUGUCAUCAUCAAAAGUCAAUUUCAAUGGAAAUAAUGGGGAUGUGAAAGCGUCAAUUUCAGCGGAGACGGGUGAGAAGAAUAUGUCAUCAUCUAAUGGAAAUGGUGUUACCAAAAGUAAAACAGUUGAAGCAAUUGAUAACGGGAACAUCCAAUCAUUUGCUUUAGAAAAUGGGAAUGGGAAUGGGAAUGGGAAUGGGAAAACCAAGAGUCUGCCUGCUGAUUCUGUAGAAGCAGGUAUACCUGAGGAUAAUCAUGGAAGAAAUGGGGUAACCACAGGUACAGUGGCCAACAAGCAAGAAUUGAAGAAUGGUGGUGUUUACUGCCCCUCUGAUAUCUCAGGGUUGAAGAGAAAAUUUCAGGAUGAGGAUUCAUGCACUUUGUUGACUAAAGAUGCUCAUUCGCAGGCAAAACUUGAAGAUUUCAAAGAAGUUCUAUUGAAAGAAGCUUCUUCAGGUCUGCGAUCAUGUGGUUGGACGGAAGAAGUUCAUCGUUGGAUGUGGUCUAGGAAGAAGGUGUGUUCUCGAGAAGCAAGCGAUACGGCAACAAAUGGCGCUGAAUUAAAGAAGAUGUUGAUGACAGAAGCCAAACAAAUUUAUAUCUCACAAAUUCCCGAGUCAUUGAAAGAGAACCUUAUUAAUCAUCUCAGAUCAUUUACCUGGUAUCCUGAUGUAGGUGGUAGAUCUUGUUGUACAAUCUGUAACACUGAUUUGUUUCAUUUAGCGGUGACAUCGUCCAUGAGCAAUAUCUGGGGGCAUGUCAUAUUUUUGUAUUUUACACAUAUGAUGACGUUGAGAGGAGGUUCCAUGGUCACGGCAUUUAAUACCUUUAUUAGUCGGCGGAAUAUAGGUGCGUGCGUCACUGAUCAAUCUUGAGAUUGAAGGGCUGAGUUUCAGUAAUUGCCAAAAAUUGUGUCUAUUAAUUUUGCACAUGUGCGGUUGGGUUAUGACAGUUAACAAAGCUCAGAAUUCUAUUAAUUUUGUAUGAUAUCCGUUCUCGGCAUUUUUGUUAGCAUUCAAUCCUCAUUUUCACAAUUUUCCAAUAAAAAUACCGGCGGAUUUGUACUAUUUUAACCUAUGCUAUCCUGAGUUUUUCUAUUAAAUACAGCAUUGCUACUUAUUUAUA